AUGAAAGAUAAAUCUUAUUUAUUUGAAUUUGAAUUUAUAGAUUUUAUGGAGGAUUUAGCUAAAGCUCUAGCAGAUUAUCAUGAUCCACGUAUAGAUCUUGUUCAUAAACAACAUUUACAUGAACAAUUAAAUAGAUUUUUAAUUGAUCCAAAUUCCUGGCAAAUAGCAUUAGCAACAUUCCAACAACAACAACAACAACAACAUCAAAACGUAGUGCUAUCACCACUACUAAUCUAUUUUUUACUUCAAGUACUUGAACACUCAAUUCGUCAUCGUUACGGCGAUCAACAACAAAUUCGUCAGAUACUUCUGUGGCUCUUUCUUCAUCUAUUUGAUGCAAUCCCUGUCUUUGUUCGUUCGAAAUUGUGUUUACUUAUUGUACAAAUUGUUCGUUGUGAUAUUCAAUGGCCAUUCGAUGAAUAUUUUCAAACUUGUUAUCACUUAAUGGAAACACAACCAUUUUUGGGUUUAUUACUUUUAACGACCACCAUCGAAGAACUUGGUCAAUUGAAUGAAGAUUGUACUAUAAAACGAUGCAAUCAAUUAAAAACUAUACUCAAUCAACAUGUACCACAUAUUCUUCAAAUUAUUCAUGUUCUAAUAAAUAAACAGGAUCAUGAAUUAAAAGAUGCAUUAUUAAUAAAACAACAGGUAUUAAAAUGUUUGGAUCGUCUUAUAAAUCGUCUUUCAAUUCUUCCAUUACCAUCACAAUUAAUCAAUGAUCUAUUUCAAUAUGCAUUAUCAACAUGGUCCAUAGAUGCUCUAAAUUGUAUUCAUGAAUUAAUACUAAAACAACAUCUACCACGACAAUAUGAUGCCAUUCUUCAUGCAUCACUUCGUCAUGUUAUUCAAUUGAUUUUAAUUGUCGAGCAAAAUCUAUCGGCAACAAUUAUAAAUAAACUAACUGAAAUUUUACAUUCGUUAUUUAAUUUACAUUUAAAACGAUGUGAAUCUAUUGAGAAUUUUCCAAUGUUUGAAUUAUUAACUGGCUUCUAUAAAUUUACUUUGCAACAAACAACGCAAGAUGGAUUUUAUGCUUGUUUGGAUAUUUGGUCCAUAUUUAUUGAAUAUAUAAAAACAAAUGAUGAAAUUCGAAUUAUGAAUAAAGAGAAUUCAUUAGAAAAAUAUUCUCAAGUUUUAAGUUCAUUAAGUCAAGAAUUGAUACAUCGAAUUCAUAAUGGACAAACAAUUAUAAACAACUUAGAAGAAACUACUGAUUUAAAUGAUUCUGAAACAGCAAUUGAUCGAUAUAUACGAGAAUCUGUCGAUAUACUUAGUAAAUUAGCUGACAUUCCUAUUCUUUCAUCAAACAUUUUAAAUCUAUUGGUAACUCUUUUACAACCUGAUAUUGAAAAAUAUAAAAGCAUGCAAAAAUUAAUUCAAACUUCACCAGAUUCUUCACAGCAAUAUCUAUUAAUAAAUGAUGAAUCUAUGCGUGUUUGCAGUCAAGUAUUAAAUAGUCUUAAUUAUUUACUUUAUACAUUUUCACGUAUUGCAAAUUCAUGUCUACUGGAUAAUAACAAUCAACAACAAAGUCAUUUUCAAACUAGAUUAACACUUGUACAUCAAUUUGUUCAAUUAAUUAUUUAUAUAAUUCAUAUUCGAUUUGAUUUAAUACAUUGUUCAUCAAAACAGUUACAAAAUGAGUUUAUUAAUGUUCAAACACGAGCUUUUGAAUGUGUCAACAAUUUAAGUCAAUGGCUUAGUCAAAUGUUAGUACUACAUAAUUCCAAUCAAGAUAAUCGUCGGUUGAUUCAAGAAUUAAUCGCACAUAUUAUUGAUAAUUGUGCACCUCUAAUCGAUAGUAAUAACUACGAUAAAUCUAUUUCUAUAUCAGUUGGUUCUAUUCUUAGUUCUCUUAUUCCUCUAACUCGCCAGCAUAUGAGUUUCAAUGAAAUGAAUUCAAUUAAACAUUUAAUCCAUCGUAUUUUGUCAUGGAAUGUUAUGUCUAACUUAAAAACUAAUUUUCAACUUUACAAAUUAUCCAUAAAAAUAGUACUAUUACUAAUAUUAACAGAACAACAAUCAGCGGAACAUUUUUUGCGUACAAUUUUCCAACCGUUAAAUAUAAUUUUGAGUGAGCCAACAACUUUUUUCAAUCAACAACAGGAACCCGGUUCACUGCGUCGUACAUUUCUUGAAUAUACAAUAUUACUUACAGAAGUAAUUGAAUCCAUUCGUACAGAAAAUAAUAAAAUACGUCAGCAUCUUUUUUCAUCAAUACAACAUUUAAUUAUAAAUUUAAAUCUUUUCCUAUCUGUUAUUAUCAAUCGCGAUACAGAAUGUGAAACAGUACUUAUAUCAUUAUUAUUAACUUGCUUUGAAAUACUGCGAACACAAAUGGGUACAGAAUUAAUCAAUACUAUUUUACAAACAUCAUUUUCUGUAUUUAAUAUUGAAAAUAUUCGAAAUGUUCUUCGCGAACCUAAACCAACAGCUCAUACAGCUGUUUCAAGAUUUCUUGAGUUUCUCUCAAUACUUGUUAAUGAGCCAGGAAAUAGUAAAUUAGCACAACGAUUUCUACCUACAAUCAUUGAAUUAUGUACAACAGCUUUAUAUCCAGCCAUUUGUGAAAAUUUUGCUUUAGAUAUUCGAGAGAAUUAUUAUAAACUUGUUCAUAAUCUAUUAAUUAAUAAUUGGCGAUAUUUUUUCAAAGGAAAUGUUUUAACAACAUUGAAUGGAGAUACUGAAACAACUGCUAAUGAACAUAGUUUUAUUCAAUUAAUGGAGAGUAUUGCAUGGUCAUUUUCUCAAUCCGAUAUAGAACAAUUUCGUACAAAUUUAUCAUCGUGUAAUGAACUUCAAUUAAAAUGUGGUCUCUAUACAAAAUCAAUAUUUCAUCAACACAUGUCUCAAGCAUUGCUAUCCCUUUUACUUACGGUUUUACUUGUUCGAUCUCAUGAACUAUGUCGGGAUGAUAUUAUAUCAACAUUAUUUUAUAUAUUAACAAAUGAUAAAACGAAUAAUUUCGUUUAUUUUAUUCAGAAUUAUUUAGAACAAUCAAAUAUAAAAAUAGUUUUAAGUGACAAAUAUAAACAUGCUCUAUUAGAAAAUUAUGGUCGAAAUGAAACGGAUUUACCAUCAUUUGCAGAAAAUCUUAAUAAUUUCAUACAUGAUUACCGACAUCAUACAACGACGAGUUCACUUUAA
Molecule: messenger RNA, 3150 nt
Organism: Rotaria socialis
Lineage: Eukaryota; Metazoa; Rotifera; Eurotatoria; Philodinida; Philodinidae
Source: the annotation of a GenBank genome assembly